CUUCCAGAUCCUGGGCAGCCUCACGCUGGAUGCAAUGUAUUCUGUUUAUGCCUCAGAGCCUUAUCUUUUUGGCUCGGGGUUAGCGGCAACUGUUCUCCCAAAUGGAGAGCCUGUUUCUCAGAUGGUUCCUUUGUCUCCUAUUGGCUGAAGUGCAGCAGAUGUAGGAGGGAAUGGGAGUGAAGUGCUUGACGGCUGCUCCGCAACAUGAAUCAAGGUGCACAGUGCAGAGCAAUCCAUUCCGUAUGGGCUGCGCCGAGCAUUCUGGCCUUUCUUUGCAGUAAGUUAAUAAUACAUUGUUGUGUAGGUUAUUCCGAGGCAGCAGUAAUGUAAUGCACCCAGGGGGGCUUCUCUGACAAGCAAUCACCCGUCUGCUUCCACUUGGAUAAAUACGGCCUUUCUCUGAGCAAUUCUUUCAAGAGAAUAAGAGGCAGUUCCAGUCUUGCUCUUUAGAAACCCAUGGAAGCAUUAAGAGCUGAAUGAAUGGAAGAAUGUUCUUGUGUGCAUAACCCUCAAUUUGCAAAGCUCCGCUGCAGGCUGCAUCAAGUUCUAUCUUGCCUGCCGCACCUUCCCCGAGCUGCAGAGAUCCUACAGAAUAGCCACUCGGGCUCAUUGCCACCCUGCUGCACUGGCACAGCGCUAAUGGAUUCCUACUAAACCUCCAGAGCACCGAGCAGGUCGCUGCCUUCCGUUGCAGCCCGCAUGAAAUGAAUUCUCCCGACUCCUGCCUGACUCCGUCCGAAUUCACGGGGCCGCAGCUCGCCACCAUGAGACAACUGACAGAUGCCGAUAAACUGCGCAAGGUCAUCAGCGAGCUUCUGGAGACAGAACGCACAUAUGUUAAGGAUUUAAACUGUCUCAUGGAACGCUAUCUGAAACCUCUGCAGAAGGAGACAUUUCUCACCCAAGAUGAGCUCGACGUGCUCUUUGGGAACCUCGUGGAGAUGGUCGAAUUUCAGGUCGAAUUCCUUAAAACCCUUGAAGAUGGGGUGAGACUGAUACCGGACUUGGAGAAGCUGGAAAAAGUUGAACAAUUCAAGAAAGUGUUGUUUUCCCUGGGUGGAUCUUUUCUCUAUUACGCCGACCGGUUCAAGCUGUACAGUGCCUUCUGCGCCAGUCAUACAAAAGUCCCAAAAGUAUUAGUCAAAGCCAAGACCGACUCUAACUUCAAAGCGUUUCUUGAUGCUCAAAAUCCCAAGCAGCAGCAUUCCUCCACGCUGGAGUCCUACCUGAUUAAGCCAAUCCAGCGCAUCCUCAAAUACCCUCUGCUGCUCAAAGAACUCUUUUCCCUGACCGACGCCGAGAGCGAAGAACAUUAUCAUCUUGAUGUGGCUAUCAAAACCAUGAACAAAGUGGCCAGCCACAUAAAUGAGAUGCAGAAAAUCCACGAGGAAUACGGAGCGGUGUUUGAUCAGCUUAUAGCGGAGCAGAGUGGGGAAGUAAAAGAGGUGGCCGACUUGUCCAUGGGAGACCUGCUGUUACACAACACAGUCGUUUGGCUUAAUCCACCUGCAUCCUUGGGCAAGUGGAAAAAGGACCCCGAACUGGAAACAUUUGUCUUUAAGGCUGCCGUGGUCUUGGUGUAUAAGGACAGCUCCAAGCAAAAGAAGAAGCUGGGGGGAUCCCAUCGAGCAUCCAUGUUUGAAGAUCGAGAUCCAUUUCGUUUCCGUCACAUGAUUCCAACCGAGGCUUUGCAAGUUCGAGCCAUGACGACUUCAGAUGCAGAAACCAACUCUGUCUGUGAGAUUGUUCAUGUGAAAUCAGAGUCAGAGGGAAGACCAGAGAGAGCCUUCCACUUGUGCUGCAGUGACGCGGGGCGUAAGAAGGAGCUUCUAAGGGCCGUGCACUCUGUUCUGCGUGACAAGCACCGGCGGCAGCUGCUGAAAACAGAAAGUUUACCCAACUCCCAGCAAUACGUCCCGUUCGGAGGGAAGAGACUGUGCGCAUUGAAAGGUGCCCGUCCCACCAUGAACCGAGCAGUUUCAGCGCCGAGUAGGUCCCUCGCCAGGCGAAGGCGACUCGUGAGAAACCGCUUCACCAUCGAUUCCGACACAGUCUUCUCGACAAACCCCGAUAAAGAUUCCGACCAGGAGGCCGAGCCUUCGCCGCCCCAGCAGUCGUCAAACAGCGGCGACACGGACCGCUGGGUAGAAGAGCAAUUCGACCUGGCGCAGUACGAAGAGCAGGACGACGUUAAGGAGACGGACAUACUGAGUAGUGACGAUGAGUACUGUGAGUCUAUAAAGGGGGGCUCCAUGGAAAAGGAUCUGAGCGAGCAAUUGGAGGCCACCUCUCUUUCUAGUAACCCAGUGGGCACCAAAGUCCAGGACACGAGUACGCAUGCCUCUCGUAUGGCUCAGCUGAAGAAACAAAGUGCGUUCUCCGGCAUGAACGGCAGCAUUGAGAGCAACGCGGAGGAAGUCAUAUGGGUGAAACGGGAAGACUUUGUCCCUGUCAGGAAACUCAACACCGAAAUCUAGCGAAAGUGUUCUGCUUUGCCCUUUAUACGAGAAGUCCUGUCAGAAUAGUUCCCGUGCACUGUGGAAAGUGAUCUUUUUAGAAUGCACACUUGCACGCACAACAUUGGCAGCUAAAAACGGCCCAGGGGCCACAUAUAUCCGGGUUACAGUAAUUCACAACAAACAAGCCCACGUUCCCACCCUUUGAUGUGUAAAACAGAAGGGCUUGUUAAUCUUAUUUAUUGUAAAACAAUCAGGGUUUGGAGAGAAUGGGAAAUGCUGACUGAAAGGAUAGGGGGCAAACGGUGGGUGGGAGUGUGGCGCCCCCUAAGGGUGGUGGCACACGGGGAGAUUAGUCGCCAAUCUUCGUUAAUAAUCUCCCGAAAUGUCUUCCCGCUGGCAAGAAUACGAAUCGCUGGCAGGAUGACAUACGUAUUGCUUCGGUUCUCCAAAUCGGCCAAAGUUGCCUCUCGAGGAACUUCGGAAAAUGAAGCAAUGCGUCAGCGAUUCGUAUUCUUACCGACGGGAAGACAUUUCAGCGAAGAAGUGACACUGGCCGACUAAUCUCCCCGUCCACCCCCACCCUAACUCUGGGCAAUGGAAGUGAGCACAAGGAGCAAACGGGAACCUUCAUCGCGGUCCGUUAUUCCAUUCUUGUUUUUGCUGCCUUUCACUCGCGUCGGAGAAUCCAACGUUCCCUAUCCCACUUCGGUGUCAGCCUGUAGUAGUAGCUUUGUAUUUGGCGAGUGUUCCAGGAACAGACUUGGCUUUUAUGUUGUAAAGCUAUUAUUAUUAUUUACUUUUUAUUUUGGUAUAUUUGCUGGUUAUUUAAUAGUUACGUUUGCGCUGCGCAUACAUUUUUUAACAUUUGAGACCAAUUCUCAACGAUGCCAAACUCUUAACUAGAGACCCCGAGGAAACACUUGAAAAAAAACAAAAAACAAAAGAAUUAAAAAUAUAUAUCUUUUUGUAUUUAUACCUUUUACAUUCAGGGACACCAGGGAUCAGGGGUGUGGGGCAUUUUACAUUGUAAAGUUACAGGAUAAAGAAAUCUAGUCUUUCAUAGGAGAUAGGACACAGUAGUUUUUUAUGCAUAUUAUAUAUAUAUAUAUAUUUAAUACAAAAAAACAUGCACAGGUCAACACUUAAGACAGUUCCCCAUUUUAUAAGUCAUUCCUCCAUUCUACAUUGAGGCAGGGCUGUCCAACGAACAGAUUGUUCUGUCCAAAGCAUCUUUAUGACAUCAUCUCUUUAAUGAUGUCAGUGGUUUGAAGAAUAACUCCUAAGCCGUGGAUGUAGAGACAGCAGUGCAUUAGGGUGGUCAUCAUUUGUAGAGUUCAGAAUGACAUGGAAAUGGAGAUAGCCCAAGUUCUCUUUGGAGGCCCAAUGGUAGCCUUUAAUUGACAGCCCUGUUACCAACCAUAAAUUGUCCAUUCCUUGCACUUGGUACAUUAAAAGUGCAGGCUUGUUGACAUCUUCCAACUUUUCCCCCUUUGGACCAGUUUUUUUUUUUUUUGGAAUCCUUCAGGCUGUGGCUUCCUGGCAGUUGCUGAGCUAGAACUCAAUGGGAGUUGACAGUUGGGCAGUGCCACCACUGAUAUCCCUGUUCUUAGCCAACACAAAUUCUGUACGAUCAUGCUUUUGCUCUCACGUGGAGACGGUAACUGUUGUGCAAUUCAUUUGCCUUGACAUCUUCAUGUUGAUGGAAGUGCUGCUGAACCUGCUCAUGGGCCAGAGGGACCAGUCGCUGUAAUAGUGGCCCUGGCUCUGAAGGGUGGCAUGGCAACUUUCUAGGUAAGGUUCCAUUGUGAUGUGUAAGUGGCAACAUCAGCUGUGACCUUGCUCUUGUUUUUUUGCUGCUUAAAAUCCCAGUCCAUCUGAUUUGGGGUUGGCGUGACCGUGACGUUUGCAGUCCAUGCACAAAGCUUUUUUUGAGGAAAUAAAAAAAAUAAAAUAUAUAUAUAUUUUAUCCUUUGUAACUCUAUUGUCAUUUGAUGGCACCUGCAGUUCACUUGUGUAUGACCUACUUGAUAGCCUGAGAUAAGCAGUCUUGUUGUGUACUGUAGCCAAGCAGAAUAUGGUCAAUUGUGAAAAACUGGAAAGUCUGGUGCUUUUAAAGGUACCGCACCCUGUACAUAUUGUCAGGACAUGUCUUAUGUCACACGUUCUUAUAUAUUUCUUUUAUAAGCGGAAAGAAGGUCUAUUUUUAUGUUUUUAGUUCAAUGAAUGAAAAGUUGUAAAUGCCUGUCAAACAAUAAAAUAUUAAAGAAA
Molecule: messenger RNA, 4727 nt
Organism: Xenopus laevis (African clawed frog)
Lineage: Eukaryota; Metazoa; Chordata; Amphibia; Anura; Pipidae
Product: T-lymphoma invasion and metastasis-inducing protein 1-like
Exons: 13
Coding region: 705-2477 (590 amino acids)
Source: RefSeq, a predicted model, not a curated record